AUAUGGCAGCUUAUGAUCCAGGACUCUAGAGCCGGUGUAUCCUAACAGUCUGGGACUCUCUCACUAAUGAUUCGUAGUAAUGAGGCAUUUAUUGCACUCUGAAGUGUUUCUUGCGGACAGGAUGAACCGAACUGCUUCACACACGAUGAGUGUGUGUGUCUUUAUCAAGCAGAUCUUUCAGAACGAGGGAAGUUCGUGCAACUCCAGUUGUCUGUUGGAUUUUCAGUUAUUGCAUGUUUCAAUAAACGCAUAAAGAUUCGGCAACAAGUCAGCAGUGUGUCGUAACGUCUGGAGUAUAAGAGCCCUGUCUGUUCAGUGAGCACCGCGGAGGGGAAGUGUUUCUGGACAGUGCUUUGAGAUAAGCGAGAUCUUUCAGAUCAUCAUGACGACUCUCCAACGAGAUCUUCAGACCCACAGGAACAGAUCUGAGCUGGACACAGGGGACCGGGAGCUCGACGGACACCGGGAUGAGGAUGAGGAGGAUGAAGGCACAGCUGUGGUCCAGGUCCAGAGCAGAUGGAACAACAUCCACCUGUCUCUGGUGUGUGUUCUGUUGGGGGUCUCUCUCAUACUGAUGCUGGACGGCUGUCGGUCCUCCUCGGAGCCGUGGGUUCUGCUGGGUUCUGCUGGGGUCUCGGUCUGGGACUGGACCUCGGUGUGUGUGGUGCUGUUAUUCUCCAUCCUGCAGGUGGCGCUCUAUCAUCUUCCUGUGGGUCAGGUGACGGAAGGAAAGAUGGGCUGCGAUGGAAAGCGUUUGAAAUACAAACUCAACGGUCUGCAUGCGUUCCUCCUGACCGUUCUUCUGGUGCUGGUUCUGUGGUUCUCUGGGGUUCUGCGGGCCGGUUCUUUGACGGUCAAGGUCUUCUCUCUGGUCAGCGCGGGCAUGGCCGUCUCUCUGAUCUUCAGCCUCACGCUGUUCCUGUGUCCAAUCAGAACACCGUCCUCCGCCCAUGUGACCUACGACAGCACAGCACAGGCCCUGCUGAGGUUUGUUCUGGGUCAGAGUAUGGAUCCUCGUCUGGGCAUCAUCGACGUCAAACACUUCGUUAUGGUCAGGAUUGGAUUCAUCGGCUGGGCCAUGAUGGAUGUGAAUUAUCUCCUGACUGCUGUAGAGAUGAAGAACUGUUCUCUCUCUCUGGUUCUCGUCAUCAUCUUCCAGCUCAUUUAUAUUCUGGACUUCCUCAUCGAUGAGGGCUCUGUGCUGACCACCAAAGAGUUCACGCAGGAGCCCAUCGGGUUCAUCAUGAUCUUGGGCGAGUUCAUCUGGAUCCCCUUCUUCUCCAGUCUGCCGGCUUACUUCCUGCUUCAGAGGCCAGGUCCCACCCACUUCCUGUCCGCCGUGCCCAUCUCUGUGCUCUUCACUGCUGGGUUCCUGAUCUAUUACCUGUCCAACGAGCAGAAAGACGGUUUCCGCCGGGACCCCAGCGCCGCGGCCUACUCCCGUCUGAAGACGAUCCGAAGCCCGGCGGGAAUCAGUCUGCUGGUGUCCGGAUGGUUCGGAUGGGUUCGACACCCCAACUACCUGGGAGACGUCCUGAUGAUGUUUGCCUGGUGUCUGCCGUGCGGGUUCUCCAGUGUCGUUCCGUAUCUGCCGGCUCUGCAGUGCUUUCACUUACUGAGACAGAGAGCUAACGAGAUCGAGGAGUCGUGUCUGAAGAAGCACGGAGACUCCUGGAGAGAAUACUGCCGGCGCGUGCCGUACAAACUCCUGCCGUACGUCUACUGAGGGUCUGAACACACGCCUCGUCCGAGAACACAGAGAUUCAAGAAAAAGUCUGAAUCCCAAAGAACGUAAAACAUGAAAUCAUGAAGUCAGAGCUGAAGGAAAUAUUUCAGCGUGUAACCAGGAUUAGAAAAAACACAAGGACAACCUGUGCAUUCAUUUAUAUUUAAUGUGUCCAAAAAUAAUUAUAUACAGUGUACAAUGUACUCUAUAAAACAUGCUUAAAAUAUAUAAUAAUAUAUAAUUAUUGAUGUAACGACAGAAAUGUAAAGAUUUUUAAGCAUUGUAUGAAUUAUGUCUACCUUUAAUUUUAGUAUAUAAUAGACACUUAAAGUGGGUACAAAGUACAAAUUUUUAAUAACCAUAAAAAUGUGCUACAAACAGACCUGAAGUAGUUUUUAACUAAAAAUAUAAUUUUCUGCUGUUGUUGUCAUUUUUACUAUAAUACAGCAUACCAUUCUUCAUCUAUUUUUAUUGUUCUCCUGUGUUUAGCUUCCACGUUCUUCUUUAUAAAAUACUCUCUAAUAAAUAAAGAUAAAACUGCG
Messenger RNA from Puntigrus tetrazona (Sumatra barb), 2268 nucleotides. RefSeq names its product delta(14)-sterol reductase TM7SF2. The transcript has 11 exons. The record is from RefSeq and is a predicted model, not a curated record. Gene Ontology annotation, molecular function: oxidoreductase activity, acting on the CH-CH group of donors, NAD or NADP as acceptor. The coding region runs from base 383 to 1726 and encodes 447 amino acids. Gene Ontology annotation, biological process: sterol biosynthetic process. Gene Ontology annotation, cellular component: nuclear inner membrane; endoplasmic reticulum membrane. Lineage: Eukaryota; Metazoa; Chordata; Actinopteri; Cypriniformes; Cyprinidae.